Fusarium odoratissimum NRRL 54006 is the source of this 1235-nucleotide messenger RNA. Its product is annotated as 3-hydroxybutyrate dehydrogenase. Bases 198 to 1169 code for a protein of 323 amino acids. The transcript is spliced from 2 exons. Gene Ontology annotation, cellular component: cytoplasm. Gene Ontology annotation, molecular function: oxidoreductase activity, acting on the CH-OH group of donors, NAD or NADP as acceptor. NCBI's taxonomy places the organism in Eukaryota, Fungi, Ascomycota, Sordariomycetes, Hypocreales, Nectriaceae. The record is from RefSeq and is a predicted model, not a curated record.
CCAAUAUACCAUGGCUUGUCAUAGAAACUUGGCAUCGUCAAGAGGAUGGCGCUGAAGCUUGUGAUAUCUUGGCACGUUAUCGAAAGAGGGUAUGAAGGACAUCAUUCAAAUAUGUAAUGAGGGGCUAAUCAUUCGAUUUGCUGUUCUCCGUUGCCACUCAAUACUAAUCCCCACGAAAGCAAAGGUAUACGCAGAACAUGUCCCAUUCUAUCCGAGGCAAAACAGCCAUUGUUACUGGUGCUGGCAGUGGCAUCAACCUCGCAUUUGCUGAACAGCUUUUGAAUGGCGGAUGCAAUGUCCUUUUUGCCGACCUCACUCUGCGACCUGAGGCUCGGAAGCUGGUGGACGCUUAUUCUGGCGGAGUCGAAAGCAAGAGCCGAGCUGUUUUCCAGCAGACUGAUGUAACUAACUGGACUCAUCUCGAGCGAAUUUUCGAAAGGGCAGAAGAGGAGUUCGGCGAGAUUGACAUCGUCUGCCCCGGCGCUGGAGUCUACGAACCGAGCUUUAGCAGCUUCUGGUAUCCUCCUGGAACCCCACAAAGCAAGGAUGCCCUCCACGGCGGUCGCUAUGCCAGUAUCGACAUCAACUUGGUUCAUCCUAUCAGGACCGCUCAAUUGGCGCUGUCUCGUUUCUUGAGAUACGAAAAGAAACCUCGCACGAUUGUUAUUAUCUCUAGCACCAACGCCCAAGACACCUGUCUCUCUACAGCGAUUUAUGAUGCGACAAAACAUGCGAUUAGUGGAUUCGUGCGCGCGAUGGCCAAGAUUGACCAAGUCGGCGUCCGUAUCGCUGCAGUCGCACCAGGCAUCAUCAGGACGCCUCUCUUCAUGGAGAACCCAGAAAAGCUUGCCAUGAUUGAUACCAGCAAGGAUGUUCUAGUAGAGCCGUCUGAGGUCGCUAGCGUCAUGGUCGCUUUAGUUGAGAGAGAUAGCAUCUGCUCGACCAUUGACCAAGCAAGUACAGGACCGCAGGACAUCGAGAUCAAGAGCGGGUCGAUUAUUGAAGUGACCAAGAACCGAGCUCGUAUUGUCAGUGCAUACCACGAUCCGGGUCCUUCAGGUGCUGGGGCGGUUGGGUCCAACUUUGCCACUUCGGAGUACACUACGUUGGCUUUACUGUUGACUCCAGGAUGGGGAGAACCUAGUGCAAAGGCGAGCAGUAAUCUCUGAUCAGAUCAUCAGAACAAAUUUUAUUUUUAGCAGAGUCUCGACCAAAUUGAUCCAUAUCAACACUCG